UUAGUUUUAUUUGAAACAGACAUAAUUGUUCGAGUUGUACACGUUAUCUUCAUUUUUAAUGUUCACUUUGACCCGUAUUAAUUAUUUUCUGACAGUGCAAAUAAUAUCUCCGAGGGUCGUGAAAGCAACCCGGAUCCUAACAUUGUGAUAAAUGGUCUUCAAUAUAUUCCAACGGGGCGCCCCUCCUGGCCAAUCAGGGUGUCUGCAGCAGCUUCGACACCACCCCCCAGCGGCCGCACAGGCGCACUGAGCUCCCAACUGCCAUUUUGUGGCAGAGGCUACUCUGCUAAAGCGGGAGAGGGAUUAAAACAAACUGCGAAGAAGCCUGCAUUUCUUACCAGCCUAUUAAACUUUGUAGCAGACACUCUGUGCUUUCGGUUGAGUUAAACGGGAGGAGAAACACACUAAAAAGAGGUUUAAAGGCAGGUAGCAGCCUGAAGCCUAAGUUCCUUCCCAGCAUGGACGGAGGGCCAACAGAGGGUGUAGGGGUGGUGGAGGUCCCCUCCAAAGACUUCCCCUCCAUCCAGGCCGUUCACAGCCAGGAUGCCAUGGUUGCUGACCUCCUCCAACAAGCUGCAGAGGCCGGGGGCGUGGUAGAGGGACAAGCUGGAGUUGUCCUUGAACAAGGUCAUGGGGAAGGAAUGGUAGCAGCCACCCAGGCCCAGCAGCAGCUAAUGGAAGCUGGGGUCGGGGUUGGUGUAGAAGGCGGAGCAGGGGUUGAAAUGAUGGUUAUGGAUUCACUGGAUCCCACCCUGUUGCAGAUGAAGACUGAGGUGAUAGAUGCUGCAGUGGGGGGAUCAUCAGCCGCAGUGGGUGUUGUUGGAGGGGUAGCUGGUGCCGCUCACCAAGCGACUGUAACAACGGUGGACCAGACUCAAAUCAUCACACUGCAGGUGGUAAACAUGGAGGAACAGGCAGCUUUGGGCCUGGGAGAGCUCCAGCUCGUCCAGGUGCCUGUUUCUGCCACCACAGUGGAAGCCCUGCAGCAAGGCACUUUUGUAGACACCACUGCAAUGCCAAAGGAUGGAGACCCAGUCAUCUGCCACACCCUGCCACUGCCAGAGGGCUUUCAGGUAGUAAAGGUUGGUGCUAAUGGAGAGGUGGAGACAGUGGAGCAGGAAGAGGAGGGAGGAGAAGCCCACCCUGAAGAGGAGGAAGACGAGGAGGUGGGGAACCAGCUGUUGGAAGAAGGGGAGGAUGAGCCUAUUCAGCCUCCAAAUGACGACCCAAACUGGAAUAAAGACCCGGACUAUCAGCCCCCAUCUGGAGCUGUCAAGAAGACCAAAAAGGGUAAAAAGAGUCGUCUGCGUUAUGCUGAAGGAGAUAAAGACAUGGAUGUCAGUGUCUAUGACUUUGAAGAAGAGCAGCAGGAGGGCCUUCUGUCUGAGGUCAAUGCUGAGAAAGUGGUGGGCAACAUGAAACCACCCAAACCCACAAAGAUCAAGAAGAAAGGAGUGAAGAAGACAUUUCAGUGUGAACUGUGUAGCUACACCUGCCCCCGACGCUCCAACCUGGACAGACACAUGAAGAGCCACACCGAUGAGAGACCUCACAAAUGCCACUUGUGUGGAAGAGCCUUCAGGACAGUCACCUUGCUAAGAAACCAUCUCAACACACACACCGGAACUCGUCCACACAAGUGCACAGACUGUGAUAUGGCUUUUGUGACUAGUGGAGAGCUGGUUCGUCAUCGUCGCUACAAACACACACAUGAGAAACCCUUCAAAUGCUCUAUGUGUGACUACGCCAGUGUGGAGGUGAGCAAACUAAAGCGUCACAUUCGUUCCCACACUGGUGAGCGUCCAUUCCAGUGCAGUCUCUGCAGCUAUGCCAGCAGGGACACAUACAAGCUGAAGAGGCACAUGAGGACACACUCAGGAGAGAAGCCUUAUGAGUGCUACAUCUGCCAUGCCCGAUUUACCCAGAGUGGAACCAUGAAGAUGCACAUUCUGCAGAAACACACAGAGAAUGUGGCCAAGUUCCACUGUCCACACUGUGACACUGUCAUUGCACGCAAGAGCGACUUGGGUGUCCAUCUUCGCAAGCAGCACUCGUUUAUUGAGACUGGAAAGAAGUGUCGUUACUGCGAUGCAGUUUUCCACGAGCGCUAUGCUCUGAUCCAGCAUCAGAAGUCCCAUAAGAAUGAGAAAAGGUUCAAAUGCGACAUGUGUGACUACUGCUGCCGCCAGGAGCGCCACAUGGUGAUGCAUCGUCGAACCCACACCGGAGAGAAACCAUAUGCAUGCAGUCAGUGUGAGAAGACCUUCAGACAGAAGCAGCUGCUGGACAUGCACUUCAAGCGCUACCACGACCCCAACUUUGUCCCCACUGCCUUCGUUUGCCCGAAGUGUAGCAAGACCUUCACUCGCAGGAACACCAUGGCACGCCAUGCUGAGAACUGCAGCGGUGAGGCAGAGGAUGCUGAGAACGGAGCUCCAACCCCAAAGAGAGGGAGAAGAGGAAGAAAAAGGAAGAUGAGAAGCAGGCGGGAUGAGGAUGACAGCGAGGAGGAUCACGUUGAACCGGAUGAGGAAGACGAGGGGGAGGGGGAGGAAGAAUCAUCACUGCUACAGGAAGAGGAGGAGCCAGAAAGCAUGGAACUGGACCAGGCUCCUGCCGCCAUCCCUGUACCAGCCCCCGACGAACCACCAGUCAAGAGGAAACGAGGCCGGCCCCCGAAGAAUGCCCCCAAGCCUCCUGCAUCCAGCAAGUCAGUCAGGGUGGCUUCCAAGACAGCUGCUUCUGCUGCUGCCAUCAUUCAGGUGGAGGAUGAGAGCACCGGAGCAGUGGAGAACAUCAUAGUGAAGAAAGAGGAGGGUGAUGCCUCUGCAGCAACACCUCUGGAGCAGGGAGUGGCCCUGACAGUGGAGGGGGUGGGGCUAGAUGGGGAAGGGGUGGAGACUGUUGAGCUGGCUGUGAAUGAGGAAACGGCAGCCGCCGCUGCCAACGGAGAUCUGACUCCAGAGAUGAUCCUCAGCAUGAUGGACCGGUGAACACAACACACAGUCACACACAUGUAGCCGGACUAUGUCUAAAAUUGGCGAAUACAAAUUAACAUUUCCACAUUUUCAUGUUCCAUCUGUGUGUGCUUUUAAUAGCAGCCAUUUUGCUGCAAGAAAUGGUGACAGCAAAAACAACCGUGCACAAAGUAAGAAAGCUACAUGCAAAUAUUUCACAUCCAGUUAUGUCAGCCUGCAUACUGAUGUUUGUGGGUCUCAUAUGUACACACAUACACAAAAAUACCAGAUCCACCCUCACACACACCUGUGUCAUCUCCCACAUCAUAUACAAUAUCGUCCAAGGCUAACAACCGACUGCUCUCAGCUCUUAAAUACUUUUUUCAGUUUGAAUGUCUUCUGAAUGAAUCAUUGUGUAUUUUGCUACUUGUGUCUACCCAAAGCCACAUCCUGUGUCAGUCCCUACCCACACAUUCUGCAGUUAAUGCUGAGCCGGAAACUAACUCCUCUCUAUGAUGCUCUGCCACAAGGAGUCAAUAUUUGAUCUACCUUCACCUCUCACUUUUGUUUUUCUGCUGUCUUGCUUGAGGUUCUUGCAACUAUGCUGAUUUAGCAACUUCCAAGCCUUUAUUUGUGUAUAUAUAGAUAUAAAUGUAGUUUUUCCUAAUGAAGACGUAGUAUAUGGUACUUUAGUUUGCCUCUGAGAUAUCACUUGCUCUCAGUCAUAUGAUCUGUAUAUUUUUUUUCCCCCAAAGUAUGACUUUCCUCCUUGGCCUGUGUUAAGACGUGGCCCAUGUUGUGGUGUUAGUAGUUGGCUGUUUGUACAUUGAGGCUUUUGCAGUACAACGUUGAAGGAUUCUUUUUAAUAAAUUCCCAAAUGGACAGGCAGACACAUUCAAAUGAACAGAACUCCGUGACUACCAGUCAGCUAUCUUGUUCAUCUGUUAGCCAUCCAAACUGCCAGCACCCAACUUGUUCUAUGAAAACUUUCCCUCAGUCAGCUCUUGUACAUUAAAUACGUGUGAUAGCUGCUAAAUUAGUUUUCCAGAACCAACAUAGUUUGAGUUUUAAGUUAUUUUUUGACUGUUUUUCUAUUUUCUCCUACCUAUCACUGUUGGAAGACAAUUAUCAUUUAUAGUUAAUGUUCCUCUUCCUCCUGUUUAAAAAAGAACAUAGAUAGUUUGCCAUCACAUAAACUGAAUGACCCCUGCUGGGAGAGAAAAUACAGAGAAUACUGAUUGGUUAAAAUAUUUUACCGUAGUUGUGAUUUUUAACAUUCCAAAUACUUCAAUUAAUAUGGAAUUAUGUCUAUGCAUUUGAAUCAUCUCACUUGAAUUAAUCAGUAAUAACAAACUCAAGCGAUGUUUUGCAAGGUAAUAUCAGCUGCUCUUUAUUCCUCCUUUAAAUGUAUUCACAUCCCAGUUCAUAUUGUGUUUAGAACAGAAAUGAAAGACCAGAUUGUGAAUCAGUGUGUUGCUCAAACACCACCCUCCCCCACAAUAAUCAUUGAUCACCAACUGUGGCAGGUGAUUUGCAUGUACAUAUUUUAAACUCCUUUGCUUUUUGAUUUUUUGUGAACCUUUUUAAUGUUUUUAAACAGCUGAUUUGGAGAUAUGUUGGUUAAAAAGGACAUCAAGGGUUUCAUUAAUGUGGUAGACAUAUUUGUACCGUACCUGGUACUCCAUGUCCUGAGUUCAUAAAGGUGAUCUGCAAAAUGCAAACAAAAUGCAAGCUUUCCUUCCACUGAUGAACCCAUCUUAACCAACCAAACUGAAUUGAACUAAUCUGAAUCACUAUGAUUUUUCUGUUCAUAUUUUGUUGCUCAUAGCCUUUUUGUAUCUGCUUUGAUACUGUUACAGUUUUCAUUUCUGGCCAUUUUGUAGUGGUCACUGGGUUUCUCUACAGGUUGGUUGGUUCAGUUCAGUAGUAUGACAGAAGCUCUGUCUCAGUCUGUUCUCCUUUAUCCUUUGGCCCAAAGGUAUGAGGCUUGUUUCACGUUUGCAGGAACAAGAUGAUCUUGAGUAUGUGCUGAAAGACAAAACUCUUUGUUUCUAAAAGCAGAUGCUGAAUGAAGUUCAGCUUGUUAAUUGUCUGUAAUAAGACCAAAACAACCAUCUGGUUCUUUUUUUUUUGUUGACAGGUUCUAAUGCUGUUUUUAGAAGGAUGGCAGUUUUUGGAGGCUAUGUAUUUUGUUUACUCAAUAUUAUGUAAUCAAGAGGGCUAUUCCACACUAUCCUCAGCCUUGGACUAAGGCUCCGUUAGCCUAGGUCAUGCAGUUCCAAUGGCCUGGGCUUUCAGUCAUUGUCCAUUUGCAGCUGAUACCAAGGUAUGUGCUGACUUUGGCCCUGGCCAAUCACUCCACAAAAGGAAUCUUCAUGGUCCAAAUCUUAACAAAUCAUAUGAUUUGAAACUGUUGAAUAUGUUCAGAUCUACAAGCUCUGAAGUGGCUUCAUUUCCCAGUGACAGUUUGACCACAUAGGUUACAAUUGUUGUUAUGUGGCCUUCCUUUUAUUACAACAAGACCUGUCAUUGUCAGAUGGAACCAUCUUCUCUGUAACAUAACAUUGAUUAGAUGUUCACUAUUAUAAAAAUGAGGAUGUACGUAAAGAACAAUGGACAUGGAAAUGGUCACAGAAAAAUGUUAGUGCCGAGAUACUGAUAGGUGUCUGAGGAAAUUAAUGUUCAUACAUCAAACUGACACUGUAACUUUUGUAAGAAUCAUUCAGAAAGUGACUGUACCGCUGCGGUCUGAGAUGUCUUUCUGUAAGAUGAGAGAAAACAAAAUGUUCUGUUAUCAAUUUAUCAUGUUAUUGUUCUGCAGGCGGACAGAUGGAAGAUUGAUGUCUGCCUGUUCUCAUAGCAACAGCAGUGUUUUGUUUUGGUUUUUUUUUUUUUUGUACCAUGCUUAUUUCUUUUGCAGAAUUGAAAGAACAGUUUUAAGAUUUAAACACAUCCCUGUAGUAAGACCAAGAGAACAGAAGAAACCUUUGUCAUGUCAUUUUGAUGCUGAGACACUGUACAGCUGAUGAAAAAUAAAAUCAUCCUAAUGGGCCUACAA
This is a messenger RNA of Lates calcarifer (barramundi perch), 6015 nucleotides long. RefSeq names its product CCCTC-binding factor (zinc finger protein) (gene ctcf). Gene Ontology annotation, biological process: regulation of transcription by RNA polymerase II. NCBI's taxonomy places the organism in Eukaryota, Metazoa, Chordata, Actinopteri, Centropomidae. Gene Ontology annotation, molecular function: DNA-binding transcription factor activity, RNA polymerase II-specific; RNA polymerase II transcription regulatory region sequence-specific DNA binding. Gene Ontology annotation, cellular component: nucleus. The record is from RefSeq and is a predicted model, not a curated record.